Molecule: messenger RNA, 2940 nt
Organism: Parnassius mnemosyne (clouded apollo)
Lineage: Eukaryota; Metazoa; Arthropoda; Insecta; Lepidoptera; Papilionidae
Source: the annotation of a GenBank genome assembly
AUGUUGUUGACGCCGAUUUACAUUGCAAUGACUUUUAUAAAAACUUGGCGUAUUCGUUCAUUUCGUGCUCGUCUCCUGGAGUUCCUUAGUGGCAAUACGAGUGUGGCUUUUUGCAAAGUCCCUGAAAAUGCAGCAGAAACACCUACACUUAGUUCAAAACUUUGCACAAAUCCAAAAAAUGCUUACCUUUGUGAUUUACUGGAUUAUACCAAUGCUUCAAGAAUUUGUAGUAUGAAACCAACACAAUGUAUAGAGAUUAAUGAUUGGGUGACAUGUGCAGGAGGUCUGCCUUUAGGUUCAAGUGACAUUUCACCAGUAACGGAUCUUGAUGUUGAAGUGCUCUUUGAAUGUGAAAUGGAGCCACAUGAAGGAAGUUCACAUCAUGAUAUAAUAUCUUUGGAGUCCAUGGGUCAACCAGUGGCGUGGAAGGCAGGUUCACAUUUAGCAAUAGUCUUAAAGACUAAUAUUGAGCACCUCAGUGUGGUUGGUUUUCACUUUAUUGGUGGAGAAUUUAUUAUAGACCAUAAACUUCCAGUUGUUAGGAUACAAACUGUACAAAUCUCAGGAGAACCUAACAAAGCAGCUGAUGUGUCAAUGAGAGGUUUACGCAGUGACAUCCAACAAGGAUUAAAACAACUUCCCGAAUUAUUCCAGUGGUCAGUUCAUGCAGCUUUGCUUAGGAAAUUAUCUAAAGUUGUUGAUAUCAAAUCAGAUAUUAGAAAUACAACUGUUGAAAUGAAUGGUGGUACUGAUCAGGUUAUGGAUACAACACCAGUGAAAAGGACUGUGACACUGGCUGAUGUAAGCACCAUAACAACUAAAUCACUAUCACCAGAUGAAGAAUUUGAUGAACCUGUAGAAACCAUAAAAGUCGAUGAAAAUGUAAAAGUUCAAGAAAAAUCACCAGAAAAGAAAAGUAAAGAGAAGUCGGAAGAAAAAGGAAAAGAAUUAGUUGUUGAAAAUGUCACUGUUGAAAUUCAACAUAAUAUCACACCAAAGAAAUCUAGCUUGAAAUUAGACUUAAGAAAAGGCACUAGUCAACUUUCUACAUCAUUGUUAAAUAUAUCUAGUCAAAUAAAAUCCGUAACAACCCAUAAAAGAAUAAUAAGUACAUCAGGACCAAAGAAAACUCAACCACAAAUUGAUAAAAUACCGGAAAUAAAGGAAGAGAAUAAAAAUAAAUGUUCAUCACCACAGAGUACAUCAAAGUCAUUAAAGAGUUCCCGUCCAUUAGUAAAUACAAAAUCACCAAAUAUUUUAAUAUACUCUGAUAGUAUAGUAGCUAGGGAUAAUUUAGAAGCUUCCCUUAGGAAAGUGUUGGAUUGUGACAGAUACACUCUAUACAGCGUGUCCCGUGACUCUUUAGAGGCCGGGGCGUGGCGAGGACGUGCAGCAUUAGUGGCUGUCGCAGGUUGUGUGGGUCGCUGUGCGCCCUUGUUGUUGGCGCAUUUGCUCGAUGGGGGCCGGUUGCUUGCUCUAUGCUCAGAUUUAUUACAUACAGUGUUGCCUUAUUAUAAGACUGCUGAGGUUCGUGAAAAUGAAAUUGUACAGUUCAGUUACGACAAAUGGAAGUCAGUAAAAAUGAAACAUCACAUAUUUUGUUAUCAGGCAUCGCCAGCUAAGAAACAAUUCUCUACUGAAAGUGAUAGACAACCAUCAAAAUACACUGGCCACCCUGGACAUGAGAUGGACAUUCAAAUCCUGGCGUCGGAGGAAACGUGGCGAACUCCAUCUUUAUUACAAGCUACUGAUGCUAUCAACAACGGUAUCGCGAUAUUUUCUCAGAUACAUCUUGAAGCCGAUCCAAGCGAUUAUUUAGGCGAGGAAGGUAUGAUAAGCAACGAAGCCCGCUUAGGAAUCCUUCACAAGAUAAUGGGUGAUAUCUUGGGCCUCCAUGUCAAAGAUCCAAAGGAGAUAUGCAAUCUGGACUACACAAUGGGAUACUUUCUGGGAAAUCACGUGCAUAAGCUCUCGUUAGUGGACGGUUGGUGUCCGCCAGCGGAAGAAGGCACACGCGUGCAGAAGUUAGACAAAUUAACUAUUCAAUGGUGCAUGAGAGGAGAGGAGCCCAUCGAACCUCCAUCGGCUACAUUUUUACCUGUAUGCCUUUAUGAGUGUCCUGAAAAUUUCUCAACCGUAGAAUAUUUUGAUAAUUUAACUUCGGUGUCUAUGGGUCGGCUGGUGGUAUACGCGGAUGUCAUCGAGUCAACGACGCAUGUGGUUGGUGGUGGCACGCUGGCACACGGCGUGGCAGCGGUGGCGCGGCGCCAACUCGCCGCCCGCGGUCGCGCCGGCAACGCCUGGCUCACGCCGCCCGGACAGGCGGCCGUGUCGCUGCAGAUAUGGCGUAAGAUGUCUCCAACAUUAUCCCUCAUCCAACACGCGGCGGCGUUAGCGGUAGUUCGCGCUGUACGCACUGACCCCGCCUACGAACACUUAGACAUCAGGAUAAAAUGGCCUAAUGACAUUUACUAUGGUCGCGACGUGAAGAUAGGUGGAGUCAUCACCUCAGCGAGCUGCUUAGAUGAUGACGUGAUUUUACACAUAGGCACUGGUGUAAACAUAUCAAACAGUGUUCCAACGACGUGCGUGAACGACAUUAUAUUUGAAUACAACAAGGAACGCGGAACCAACCUGGCCUCGAUAUCGAUAGAGAAGUUCCUAGCGCGCUACUGUUCGCAACUCGAAAGAAUCCUCGAUUACAUCGACACUGAGGGCGGUUUGGAGACGUUUUUGGAGCAGUAUUACCAAUACUGGCUGCAUGAUCAAGAAGAAAUCCGCGUAAAAAGCAAAGACUCGGACACCCCUAUUGAAGGUACUAUAACAGGCGUGGACGAAGCAGGCUGGCUUCGUGUACGCACUAGAGGACAGGAGAUAAAAGUAGCCCCUGAUGGGAACACGUUCGAUAUCAUGAGCGGGCUCAUUGCACCGAAGCUCUAA